ACGUUUCACAUUUCAGAUGUUAUAUUUUCCACAUUUUUCUAUUUAUAAUAUACAUUGUAUAUAAAUAUUUAUGCUUAAAAUUUAAAAUUUGUUGUUAUUUUUUCAACAAAGGAAGAUGAGUACAUUAUCUCGUUUACAGAAGUAUGCAUUAUCCAGUAUUGGUGCUUUAAGUGGUUUUGCAUUUGUUUAUUAUGCAUUAGAUUCAGGAAAAAUUAAUAAUAAAUUGUAUAAAAGUUCUACUGCUAUAAGUAAUUCAGUAAAUUGGGACUACAAUUGGGAUAGGCGAGACCCAAAAAGUUUAGUAAAACCAGUAAAAUUAACAACCCCAGAAGGUGAAAAUGAAUAUAAUAAAAAAUGUGAAGCUAAAAAAUCAAAGGCUGUUCGACAUUUAAUACUCAUUAGACACGGUCAAUAUAAUCGUCAAGGAAAUACAGAUGAAGAAAAAAUUCUUACAAUACUUGGUAGAAAGCAAGCUGAACUGACUGGUAAACGCUUAGCCGAAUUAGGUUUGCCUUAUUCCUUAAUCGUAAAAUCGACAAUGAAAAGAGCACAAGAGACUUCGUCGAUUAUUGAACAAUUUCUUCCAAAUGUAAAAACUGCUAGUGACAGUAUGAUUGUGGAAGGUUAUCCAAUACCUCCAGAACCUCCAAUAAGUUCCUGGAAACCUGAAGUUUCUAUUUUUCAAGAUGGUUCACGAAUAGAAUCAGCGUUCCGAAAGUAUUUUCAUAGAGCACAUGAAAAUCAAACAGAUGAUUCUUAUACAGUUCUUGUUUGUCAUGCUAAUGUGAUUCGAUAUUUUGUUUGCAGAGCAUUACAAUUUCCACCAGAAGCUUGGUUACGUAUUUCUCUUAAACAUGCUAGUAUUACUUGGUUAACAAUUCAUCCAACUGGAAAGGUACAUAUAAAAUGCCUUGGAGAUGCUGGUCAUUUGCCACAGGAUUUUUUGACAACUAGUACUUAAAUAUUUUUUAUGUCAUUUUUAAAGAAAAACACAUUUACCAUGUUUCACAUUAUAAUUAAAUAUAAUUUUUAAUAGAAAA
This is a messenger RNA of Leptopilina boulardi, 1040 nucleotides long. Its product is annotated as serine/threonine-protein phosphatase Pgam5, mitochondrial-like. The coding region runs from base 116 to 961 and encodes 281 amino acids. Gene Ontology annotation, cellular component: mitochondrion. Lineage: Eukaryota; Metazoa; Arthropoda; Insecta; Hymenoptera; Figitidae. The record is from RefSeq and is a predicted model, not a curated record. Gene Ontology annotation, biological process: positive regulation of mitochondrial fission. The transcript is spliced from 5 exons.